CCCCGCGUGCUAUGCAAUCUCUACGGUGUCUCAGGAGGGACCUGGUUCAUACUCGGAGCGAUAAUAACGCCACCUUUCAGUAGUUUGGUGACAAACGCGUUUAUUAUGCUUGAAAGCACAACAUCAAUGUAAAGCUAUUUCAAAGUAUGCUGGACAGGUUUUAUUUAUAUGCAUACACAUUGCAAUACAUGUUGUUAUUAUUUUACUGUUUUAAGAAGUAUUUAGUGGUCGAAUAUAGGGACUAAUGUUAUUCUGAGAUUAUUCUUGAGUCCAAUUUAUUGGUUGUACUGUACUAUAUUUAUAUUUUUGCUGAAUUUCAUUUAAUUAUCAGUUAUUGUGCAGAUUAACUUUUUAAAUAUCAAACAUGAUCUUGUAUUCUGCAUUGUUAUAGGUGUAACUAGGCUACCUGUUAUGGAGAGCAUAUCCUAUACAAAUAUGAAUAUUAGCUCCUACUCAGCAUACUUUAAAGGUAAUAAUAAAGUUCUACACGUUAAUAAAGCAGUAAUUAUAUUCUGGUAAUGAAUAACACUUUGAGAUGGUAUUUUUUCAAGUAUUUUUGUUGUUGUCGCAAUAAAGAGUUUUAUUUUAAAACACCCUAAAAAACUACAAAUUGAAUUUCCCCUUCCGUUAAUCUGACGUCACUGUUCCCAUGGCAGCCUGAUGGCAGCCCGGUCGUCUCCAUGGAAACGGAACAAGCGUCAACAAAAGCAACAGUCCAUACGAUCACUAAUGGAAAAGCUACAUUUACAUAUUCAACUUUUUUUUAAGGAUAUUUCUUAAACUAUUUGACCUGUUUCUGUUUCGAGGGGGUGGUCGUGCCUUUUUUCUAAGAAACAAUAAGCCAAAAGUAACUUGUUUUUCUUCUGAAUGGAGUUUGCUGGAGCAUCAUCGCUGCAGCACCUACAGGCUCUGUCCAACUUGUUAUCAACCCAGCAGGAGGAUGAAGAUGAUGAAGACUGUAAAAAUAUCAACGCUUGUGCCCGGCUUGGUCCUGGACAAGUUGGUCCCCCACCCAAAACAGAUAAAGAAGUGUCUACUGCCUAUGUGAAGAGAACGAGCAAAGAUAUCUGGAGCGAGGAAGAGGUGGCUGAGGGCUGCCAGUAUGAAGACGAUAAUGACCCGCGCCCACAGCCUGAGUAUGAUAUAAUCCUGAAGCAGAGUGUCGGAACAGAGGAUAUCUUCCUUGGCUUGAAUGGAAAAGACCCAUCCUCCAUGUGCUGUGAAUCAAUGCUGGUGAAAAUCAAACUACCAGACACUAAAGCAACAAGUGUGGUCCUGGAUGUAAAAGAGAAGUUCCUUGAUCUGCGGACACUUAAAUAUAAACUCGGUCUUCAUCUCCCACAUCCGAUCCACAGCCACGAGGGAAAGGCUCAGUUCUUCAGUGAGAGGGAGGAACUGGAGGUGACUCUACUGAUCAAACGACCCAUGGAUUUUAUCAACAUGCCUUAAGAAAGAGUGACUACAGCCAACACGUAUUUGAGAGACGUAGAGGAGAUUGAUGUAUAUUUUAAUGCUGUUUUCUACACAUGUCUCCUUUUAUUCCAUGAGUAAUAAAAUAUGUUUU
Molecule: messenger RNA, 1564 nt
Organism: Gymnodraco acuticeps
Lineage: Eukaryota; Metazoa; Chordata; Actinopteri; Perciformes; Bathydraconidae
Gene: dnaaf6
Product: dynein axonemal assembly factor 6
Biological process (GO): axonemal dynein complex assembly; flagellated sperm motility
Cellular component (GO): cytoplasm
Molecular function (GO): dynein intermediate chain binding; protein-folding chaperone binding
Source: RefSeq, a predicted model, not a curated record